UAGAAGGCGACGUGUAUGAAUGAGCGUGGUGGGUGCAGGAGUUGGCAUCACUGACCCUGCUGGACCAGUAGUCAACACAGGUACUGAGUCAAGACGAGAUGGGUGGUGAUCCAGGAGGAUAUAUUUGAUGAUAUGAGAGAAGGAAAAAGUCCCUCAACAGUGUGUCAGCCAAUACGUGAGUUAUGUGUCAGCAAUAUGACGGCAGAUACGUCAGCCAGUAGUAGUGGUGUCAGCAUGGGUAGAAAAGGCGAGAAAGAAGUGAUUCAUUCGGGGCAUUUUAUGGUGUCUGAUUUUGAGGCAGAUGCCCAAGAUGACGAGGAAAAUGUCCUAUUGGAGAUCCCUGGGGAUGUAUAUGCUGGGAAUAAUGAUCCUGCAGGACAUUAUGUUCCCCAGGAUGAACAAGGAGUUAUUACCUACGCCAAGAAGAACACAGCAGCCAGGAUUGACACUGUCAGCAUUGAUAGUUCUCUUACCAAGCUCUUUAAUGCCAUGUCCAUCGCCUACAGACACAAGAUCACGUCACCCAAGUGGAACAGGUUUAAAGGCCUCAACCUGAGAUGGAAGGACAAGAUUCGCCUCAACAACGUCAUCUGGAGGUGUUGGCAUAUGCAGUUUAUCAGGAAGAAGAGAAUGACGGUCUGCCAGUUUGCGCUCGACGUGGACAUUCACAACAGGCCCGAGGCCAUUGUGCUGGAGGGGAAGUACUGGAAGAGACAACUGGAGGCGGUGACGGCUGAGUACAAGAAGUGGAGGAUUUACUACAAGAAUAAGAUGUGUGGCAGUACUUCUCUAGACUCUGAUGCGUCUAUCUUUGACCUGGAAGGCAUGGACUUCUCUCGGAGUUACUCGGGGAUGCCGGUCUCCCUGGAAGACGGAGACCUCACGGAGUUUAUGGACUUCACCGACGUUCUCUUCUCUUCUCUCAUUAGUCCUCCACAGCCCUUUGCCUUCCCCAACCCCAGAGAAAUUGCGAGAGGUACAGGUAACUCGGAUUUCAUUCAGCCGGGCCUCAUCCAGCUACAGCCCAACCUGGAUGACUUUAUGGACAUAGUGGAGCCUCUACAGGAGAUGCUGGCUGGUCGAGUACUGUCUACUGUACCCGAAGAAGAUUUCCUGCCGGAGGUUGGUGAGACUCCUGAGUUACCACCACCUCCUCCUCCAGCCACCUCUUCCUCCUCUUCGUCCCCUCUACAGUAUACUGCUAGAGUCACCACCGGCACCUCCUUCCUCGAGCCUUCCUCCUCCCCCACCAACUCUCCCUCACUGCAGCUGCUGUGCAGGUGUUCCAGGGAGUCACAGCAGCAGCAGCAACAGCAACAGCAGCAACAGCAGCAACAACAACAACAACAGCAGCAGCAACAGCAGCAGCAGCAGCAGCAGCAGCAGUUGGUUAACCUUCCUGCUCAGUCGCCGCCUGUACCCUAUCAGAGCUCCAUAGUGAGGACGCCCCUCUUGUCCUCGCAGCCCCAGCAGGCGAUACACCUUCAGCAGCCACCAACUCCGCCACAGCUGCAGCAGCCACCUACUCCUCCUCAGCUGCAGCAGCCCCACACUCCACCUCACACGCCGCUGCAGCAACAGUCUCCAGCUUCCCCACAGCAGCAGCACCAGGCAGCACCCAGAUCAUUCAUCCGCAGCCACAGUCAGCAUGAACUCACCACCCAACAACAGGCGCCACACAUUCAUCAUGACAAUCCCUUCAUCAUCCCUAAGCCUCUACCACGGCGGAGAUCCUACAGCUCAGGGGGCAGCAGCAGCAGCAGCAGCAGCAGCAGCAGCAGCAGCAGCAGCAGCAGCAAUGGUGGACUGGUGGGAUCACCAUCGUUGGCGCCCCACCAGGUGAUCACGGUACCUGUCACGUCUCUCCCUCACUCCAGCAUCGCCAUCAGCUCCGUCACCGCCACGACUCUUCCUCAUCUCGCGCCGUCCUCCGCCACAGUCACCGUACAGGGCGGCCGGACAUCCCUCGUGUCGGUGCAGGCAGCCAACACGUCUGCAGGCUCGGCCCUGCUCGCUCAGCUCCUCACUUCAGGCUCAUAUCCAGUCACUAGCAGUCAGUCAGUCACCAACACCAGUCAGUUAAAUAACCUGAAAAGCAGCAACAUGACUGUUAACUGUUCCAACAACGUGAAGGCGUCGCUGGUCAUACCUGGCGUCCUAGCCAACGGGAGCUGCAACAGCAGCAUGACGACUAACAGCAGCAUGAAGCCACUCAUCUCUGCCUCCCUCUUAGUGCCUCCCAUCACUCUGUCUGCUGUCACUCCUUCAACGCUCAAGACCCAAACCAUAGGACAGAUUUCUCCCUGGAGCCCUUGUUCACCACAGGGGAUACUGAAGCAGUCUCCACCUCACCCAGAACCUUCCUCCCCUCUCAUGAUGAAUAUCCCAUCACCACCCAACAAGCCUUUUAGAGCCAAGAGUGACUCUGAGCGUGUGCAGUACAAGGAGCACCGCAGAGUCUGUCACAUCAACGCAGAACAGAAACGCCGCUCAAACUUAAAAAAUAACUUUGACAUCAUGCACCAUCUGAUACCUUCCAUUAACCAGAAUGCUAAUGCUAAGAUCAGUAAAGCUGUCAUGCUACAAAAAGGGGCAGACUACAUCCAACAGCUCAAGUCAGAGAGGCAGCAGCUGACGGAACAAGCGGAGAAACUCAGAUCACAGAUUGAGACUCUUAGUUGUGAGAUCAGUAACGCCCAGUCUCUGCUCCCGGCGACAGGAGCCCCCAUGACCCACGCUCGUUACAGCAAGCUCAAGGAGAUGUUCAACAACUAUGUCCGUGAACGCACAUUAGCUAACUGGAAGUUUUGGAUCUUCUCCCUCAUCACUGAACCUUUGUUGGAGUCUUAUAACAGCAGCGUCAGUACCAGCUGCUUAGAGGACCUCUGCCGCUCUUCCCUCGCCUGGCUCGACCAACAGUGUUCUCUCAACGUCCUGCGGCCACUUGUGUCCAGUUCUAUGCGUAAGUUAAGCACGACCACAAACGUGCUGGCUGACCCCGACAGUCUCCCAGAGGAGGUGUAUCGCCGCGUCACCAAGCAGGAAGGCGACAUGUUCUAUCAGCGGUGAUCCUGGGCCCUGGCUUCACUCGACACAGAUCACGUCCCGCUGAUGGAGUCUGUAGUGUGAGGAGCUGUCGGGGGAGAGGAUAACCAAGACCGUCAUGGAGUAUUAGAAUCUUUUAACCAUUAACCGGCGGCAAAGGAUUCCCUACUCCUCAUAUGUGCAAAAAAUGGAGUGUGAGGAGCAUGAAACCUGGACUGGUGAUGACGCCGUCUCUACUGCACACUUCCACCGAUAAUGGCUGCCAUGUAAGGGUUAAGUAAAGCCGUAAACACAGAUUUAUCAAAUAUAAGUAAACUGAGAAGGUUGUCUUCUGAGUGGGUUCUUAGACUAAAACACAAAUUUAUGAAAUAAAAGAGAUAUGAACCCGAGUCAGCCAGUGUAGAAGAGUCAGUCAGGCAAUUGGUCUUCCACAAGAGUAUCUAUAUUUUAUUCUCAUACAAAUGCCGGUUGGAAUUUGUCAAAAUUAUUUUUGAAAUUACGAAUUCCUACAAAUAACUCGUACUAGACAGUCUCAAUACUUAUAAAAGACAUAAAUUGGCAGCUUUCCUUUAAGCUUUUGUCAAAUCUCAUCCUUGAUGUUUAUGAUGCAUUUUAUGUCAUAUAAUUGUAGAUUCAUAUCAAGAAAAAAGCAUUAAUUGAAUGUUCUCUUAUUGAUACUGUCUCCUGCCAUGAUCAAGAUGGUCAUGGUAGAGUUUCCCUCCUGGAAGAUUAUUAACAUACAGUACUGUACCGGUAGAUGGUUGUUAUUAUUUUCUCACGUGAUGAAUCAUAACAGUUAGUAGUUUACUUCUUCUAUCAGUUACAACUUCCAUUAAAUAUCAUAUUCAGUCGACAUAAUCAGGCAGUCACCACCUCAGGGACUAGACCACACAAAAUGGAGGAAAAAUACACGACCGUUGAGUGUAGCCAAACACGCCAGGUCAGUACAGUAGUGUAAGAAAAGGACCUAUUUAUCUCUUAUAUUAAUAAACCAAUCUACAAAGUUAAAAAAUUAGGUUUUAUAUUUUUUUAUGCUAACUGGAGGUGCAAAUGUCCCCUGUGCUUACUGGUACAACACUACAGUACACCAGUCAUGUAUUAUAUAUGUUCAAGUAUUAUGGGAUAUCUUAAACUCUUAAUUAAUUAUAUCUGAUUCAACGUUACUCUUAAUAAAUGGACUCGAUUAUUUGUCGCUAAAACUUAACCUUUGUGAUGCCCCGGUCUCUUACGGCUCGGAUAUAACUCAAGAUUUACCCCGUCUUCCAGUACAUUCAAAACGUCUCGGACGAAAAUAAUUCUUUCCAUGACUUGGUUAUUUUUGUCUAUAAAAGAAUUCUGCCUGCUGAGAGACUAAUGAGGCCUAGUCACAUGUGAUGAUUUGUGUUAUAAUACAGUGAUCCCUCGGUUAAUGAGCACAAUUCGUUCCAGAAGGUUGCUCGUUAACCGAAAAAUUUGUUAACCGAAACCAUUGUUUCGAUGGGUUUUUGGGCCUGGUAAUUGGUUCC
This is a messenger RNA of Homarus americanus (American lobster), 4550 nucleotides long. RefSeq names its product MLX-interacting protein-like (gene Mondo). Lineage: Eukaryota; Metazoa; Arthropoda; Malacostraca; Decapoda; Nephropidae. Gene Ontology annotation, biological process: regulation of transcription by RNA polymerase II. Gene Ontology annotation, molecular function: RNA polymerase II cis-regulatory region sequence-specific DNA binding; protein dimerization activity; DNA-binding transcription factor activity, RNA polymerase II-specific. The transcript is spliced from 15 exons. Bases 133 to 3069 code for a protein of 978 amino acids. Gene Ontology annotation, cellular component: nucleus. The record is from RefSeq and is a predicted model, not a curated record.